AUGGACGAACAAAACAUUAUGGAACUUGUGGAGACUAGUGAUGAGGAAAGUCCAUCAUUAUCAAAAAUAUUGUCUGUUGAAGAUAUGCUUUUAGGAAAAGGCAGACAAGAAAAAUCGUUGGGAAACCUGGCCACCAAGUUUGCUGAUCUUCUUAGAAAUUCUCCGGAUGGAGUAAUGCAUUUAAACAAGGCUACUGCCAUGCUUGCUGUUAAACAAAAAAGAAGAAUUUAUGAUAUUACAAAUGUGCUAGAAGGUAUUGGUUUAAUAGAAAAAAAGACCAAAAAUCAAGUUAGAUGGAGGGGAGUUGAAACAAGUGAAGAUGAUAAGACUGCUGCAACGAGAACAAAACUUCAAGAAGAAAUACAAACUUUAAAGUGGCAAGAAGAUAUUCUGGAUAAGCAGUUAGAGAUCCUUAGUCGUGAUUUUAAAGUGCUUAAGGAAGAAAAAUCUUUUGCUCGUUACAUGUAUUUACUGAGUAGUGAAAUCUCCAAUAAACAAGAAAAACGAUCAGUUUUUACUGUACAACCUAUGGAAGCACUUAGAGGAGCUAGUAUUUCCAUACCAAGAACCAAAUUUAAUCGCAACUAUAGUAUUAAACCUUAUGAUAACAGUAUGCCAUUUAGGAUACAUUUUAAUUCUAAAACUGUACCAGUCAACAUGAAUCUAAUUUCGUUCAAAGCAUUUGGUCAACUUGAGAAUAAAAGAUGUGUUUCGGAAACCAUUAGCAAGUUAAGAAAAAUACCUCGCACUAAUUAUUCUGAUGAUGUAAAAAGUAGUAUUAUACACAAUAAUGAAGAAUCUGAUGAUAUGGAAGAAAUUAUUGUACUGAAUAAAGAAGGCAAACAAGUGGAAAAAAAUUUAAAUUGUGAUACAUUAGACGAUAAUGGAACUAAAUCUUAUGCUAGUGUUUGUCCACGUUAUGAUCCAAUCUUCAGGUUGAGCCCACCUCCGCCAGUGAAUACUUUUCCAUGUUUAAUUGACCCGUCUGAAGGUGCAUUUGAAGCUUUUGAUAUUAAGCCCAAAUAUUAA
Macrosiphum euphorbiae (potato aphid) is the source of this 1029-nucleotide messenger RNA. NCBI's taxonomy places the organism in Eukaryota, Metazoa, Arthropoda, Insecta, Hemiptera, Aphididae. The record is from the annotation of a GenBank genome assembly.